Solea senegalensis (Senegalese sole) is the source of this 1685-nucleotide messenger RNA. It is a transcript of the gene agmo, whose product is annotated as alkylglycerol monooxygenase. Bases 246 to 1562 code for a protein of 438 amino acids. The transcript has 13 exons. Gene Ontology annotation, cellular component: endoplasmic reticulum. Gene Ontology annotation, biological process: lipid biosynthetic process. Lineage: Eukaryota; Metazoa; Chordata; Actinopteri; Pleuronectiformes; Soleidae. The record is from RefSeq and is a predicted model, not a curated record. Gene Ontology annotation, molecular function: iron ion binding; oxidoreductase activity.
CUUUGAACUUCCCUCCCCUGACAUCAUCAUCAGCAGCAGCUGAUGGAGCAGGUGAACGCACACGGACUCACUUCUGUCUCUGCAGCAGCAGCAGCUCACACCACGUUUCAUAACUGACCUACUUUAACUGGACUGAGGACACACAGGGAGACAGACAGACAGACAGACAGACAGACAGACACCUGCACAGGUAACAACAACAACAGCAGCAGCCGCAGCAGCUGGAGCUCAGAGCAGCGGGGAGGAUGCUGCCGCCCACCGGGUUCCGUGCCUUGUUUUGCAUGCUCUCACCGAACGAGUCCUCGUUUCAGACGCUGGAGGAAGUUCCUCAGUAUGUGCACGAGGCCACUCCUUUCUUUAUAGGCCUGAUGGUCCUGGAGGUGCUGGUGGGCCUGCUGAAGUCAGGAGACCCAGUGUACAGCAUCAGUGAUGGACUCACCUCCAUAUCUGCUGGAAUGUUCUCCAGACUUCCAUCGUUGUUGAUGAGGAGCACUGAGCUGACUGCUUACAUCUACGUAUGGGACCACUAUCGCUUGGUGGAACUGCCCUGGGACUCGGCCUGGACCUGGUGGUUCACCUUCCUGGGUGUGGAUCUGGGCUACUACUGGGUUCAUCGCUUCUCUCAUGAGGUGGCCUUCAUGUGGGCCGCUCACCAGGUUCACCACAGUUCAGAGUACUACAACCUCACCACUGCCCUCCGACAGUCCGCCAUGCAGCCGCUCACGUCAUGGGUCUUCUACCUGCCUCUGGCCCUGGCUGUGCCUCCGUCUGUCUUUGCUGUUCACAUACAGCUAAAUCUGCUUUACCAGUUCUGGAUCCACACAGAGCUGAUCCGAGACCUGGGACCGCUGGAGUGGAUCCUCAACACCCCAAAACAUCACAGAAUCCAUCACGGGAGGAACAUAUACUGUAUUGACAAGAACUACGGGGGAAUUCUGAUCAUAUGGGACAGAAUAUUUGACACGUUUGCCGCAGAGAAAGAGAAAGUGGUGUAUGGCCUGAUUUACCCCAUCAAGACGUUUGAAAGCCUCUACAUUCAGCUCCAUUACUAUUUGGGUUUGUGGCAAACGUCCCAAACGUACACGACGAUUGGCCACAAACUGUCGACUUUCCUCAAAGGUCCAGGUUGGUUGCCUGGUACAGCUCGACUCGGCGACCUCUCCACACAUCCGAAGGUUACCGGCAAAGAAGUGCCUCAUAAUCCCAGCUGGUCGCUGCACUUACAAGUUUACGUGGUGGCACAUUUCCUGCUGGUGGUGUGGACGUACAAUGACCUGUUUGAAAACCAGACGAUGCUGUCCCAGUUGGCCGUCCUGCGGAUGAUCGGCUAUGUCCUGCUCACGCUCACCUCUGUCGGUUUCAUCCUGGACCAGAGACCGUCGGCAGCCAUGUUGGAGAUGCUGCGCUGCGUCGUCAUGGUGAUGAUGCAGUGGAGCGGCUACAUGAAGCCACCAACGCCUUCAAUGGCUGUUCCUAUAGAGGCCUUUGUCGCCCUCUCUCUGCUGUUCUGGGCACUGCAGUGCGUCCCUCAGCUGCUCAACAUGAAGACGAAAACCAACUGAGUGAGAAAUAGAAAUAGAACUAAAAAUAAAAAAAACACUCACUGGUGUUUUAACUUUUGAAACUACAAUUUAUGUACUUUUAUUUUAAUCACCUUAAGCACAAUUUGUAUUGUUUGUUGAAUC